Cololabis saira (Pacific saury) is the source of this 1378-nucleotide messenger RNA. Its product is annotated as high mobility group AT-hook 2b. The record is from RefSeq and is a predicted model, not a curated record. Gene Ontology annotation, biological process: regulation of DNA-templated transcription. Gene Ontology annotation, cellular component: nucleus; chromatin. Lineage: Eukaryota; Metazoa; Chordata; Actinopteri; Beloniformes; Belonidae. Gene Ontology annotation, molecular function: transcription coregulator activity; DNA binding. The transcript is spliced from 6 exons. The coding region runs from base 427 to 774 and encodes 115 amino acids.
UAAUAGAGAAAGUAUGCAAUGCAUACUGCUCUGCAACAACCCCCCACUAUACUGCAUCUGGGGUAUUCGUGACUGGACGUCUGGGGGGAUCACACACAUUUCCGAUUAGAAGGAAGGAGGGAGAGAGAGAGAGAAAGAGAGCGAGAGAGAGAGAGAGGGAGGGAGCGAGAGAGAGACAGAGAGAGAGAGAGAAGGAAAGAGAGAGAGAGAAAUUACCCUUUCGUUGCAGUCAGUGAGACGGUGGAAAUACUACGAUUUUCAUAGUUGUGCAGGAGCACAAAGUGAGCAGAGUGCGCGUGUACUUCCAGGUAAAACCUGCAAACCGACUUAGCUCCUGAUACUCAGCUGUUCUCCUCUUUAAGCCCUUGAGGCCCGACUCCAGGCUUUGAUGCCCACACUCUUUGAAGCAGGUGGACAGACGCAGGUAUGAGUAACAGUGGGACCAAAGAACCGUCUCCUCAGCCAAGCACUGCCCAGUCACCGGAUGAACCUCAGCGCAGGGGCAGGGGUCGCCCACGGAAACAGCAGCAGGAGCCUGUUGGACCACCGACUCCAAAACGACCCAGAGGACGACCAAAAGGCAGCAAGAACAAAGGCCCCAGAACUGCACUGAAGAAAGCAGAGCCUGUUGUGGAGAGAAGACCACGAGGGCGACCGAGGAAAUGGCCCCAGAGAGUCGCUCCAGAAGUUUCUGUUGAGCACCAGGGGGCUUCAGAGGAGGCUGAGGAGGAUCCCUCGUCAUCUCAGGUGCCUGCAGAGGAGCAAGGGGAGUAGAUAGGAUACCUCUCUACCUACCUCAAGGUUUGGCCUCAAGCAAACAGGUGUACAGUCUGACUCCUGUCUGUGAUGGGGAUUCAGGAACACACAUGCAUACACACACAACACAAGUCAAAAAUCAUAGCAGACCAUAGUCUUCUCUCCUGAUCUAAACAGCACCCUGCAUCUGUUGUUAUCUUUAAGAGUUUGUUUUCAUUUUGGUGAUCAAACUCGCCUUUAUCAUUGGAGUAUUUGAUCUUUUGAUUAGGCCUUUUAUAAAGGUAUAGUUCCACAUUUUGGGAAAGGCCCUCAUAGUCUUGCUGAAUGUUGAGAGGACAAAUUAUAUUUGAUGACAAAGUAAGGAAGAAAAACACAAACACCAAGUGUCUUAAUGCAGCAGUAGAUGAGUGCAUCUCACCAAAUCAGCUUCCAUAUGAGAUAUUCCAUCCUAUGGUGCUUUUAUGAUGAUGGUAUUGAAACCGUCCAUCUUAAAUCUCUCUUAUGUGUUCAGCUCAGUUGAGACCUGGUGACUGUGAAGGCCAUAGUAUACGAAUCUCUUUCAUUCUCUAAUCACACUUUUCUUUGACCCCUCGUGCCUUAUGGAUGGUAUAGAAGAGCCCAA